Molecule: messenger RNA, 1130 nt
Organism: Scomber japonicus (chub mackerel)
Lineage: Eukaryota; Metazoa; Chordata; Actinopteri; Scombriformes; Scombridae
Product: microfibril-associated glycoprotein 4-like
Exons: 9
Coding region: 1-1020 (339 amino acids)
Biological process (GO): elastic fiber assembly
Source: RefSeq, a predicted model, not a curated record
AUGUUGUCAGGUGUGAAAUAUGUGGCUCAGAUUGUGCCCAGGGAGCUACAAGUGUUCUGUGUCAUCACCUCAGCUCGGUUCGUGGAGUCCGGAGUGAGAGGGAAGAGUUUGGUGGAAAGGGUCUUCAACGUUUUCCAGGCCGAGGACCCCCAAACUGAUGAAGAGAUGGAGCGGGGACCCCUACUUAUAUUAUUCCGGGAGAUUGUGUCUCAUUUGCGGCCGUCAGGGAGCCACUAUCAAUAUGCGGGAGACUGCAGGAACUUCCGGGAGAGUUGGGUUACACAGGUUCAUAUAUUCAUGUGCAAGCUGGUUUCAGUCUUCCUCCUCCUCCUGGCUCCAGCGUUGACCUGCUGCUUACCUCUCGUCCUCCCGCUGGACUGCAGUGACAUCCAUAACAAUGACAACAGCCAACUCAGUGGAGUGUACACCAUCUAUCCCAUCGGAGCCACGUCUGCUGUCCAGGUGUACUGUGACAUGGACUCAGAUGGAGGAGGCUGGACGGUGUUCCAGAGGAGGAUGGACGGCUCGGUGAACUUCUACAGGCCCUGGGAUCACUACAAGAAGGGCUUUGGUAGCGCUGCUGGAGAGUACUGGCUGGGCCUGGAGCGUCUCUUCCAUCUGACUCGGAGGAAAAAGGUCGAGCUGCUGGUCGACAUGGAGGACUUCAGUGGGAACAAAGUGUUUGCUCGUUACUCCUCGUUCUCCAUCGACCCAGAGUCCCACGGAUACAGACUGCAUGUGUCUGGAUUCACUGAUGGAGGAGCAGGAGACUCCCUGAGUUAUCACAACGGACAGAAGUUCUCCACCUUCGACAAAGACCAGGACCCCGUCAGCAGAAACUGUGCCAGACUGUACCUGGGGGCGUUCUGGUACGACAACUGUCACGAUUCAAACCCUAACGGGGUUUAUCGCUGGGGGGCUGAUGCCACUAUCGAUGCUGUUGGAGUGGAGUGGCACCGCUGGAAGGGUGUUAACUACUCCCUGAAGACCAUCAGCAUGAAGAUUCGUCCUGUGCAGUAAUUCUCCAGAACGAACAAACAGAAUAUCUGUUGAUCUCUUUCUUUCUUUCUCUCUGAUCUAAUCUGUAACCUCACAUAUAAAUCAAAUAAAGAUUUCCAGCAUCAAUAAAA